This is a messenger RNA of Nothobranchius furzeri (turquoise killifish), 2228 nucleotides long. RefSeq names its product zinc finger protein 566. NCBI's taxonomy places the organism in Eukaryota, Metazoa, Chordata, Actinopteri, Cyprinodontiformes, Nothobranchiidae. Gene Ontology annotation, biological process: regulation of transcription by RNA polymerase II. Gene Ontology annotation, cellular component: nucleus. Gene Ontology annotation, molecular function: DNA-binding transcription factor activity, RNA polymerase II-specific; RNA polymerase II cis-regulatory region sequence-specific DNA binding. The record is from RefSeq and is a predicted model, not a curated record.
CUUUUAUUUUGAAGGAAGACGCAAAACACACGUACGUGUGACGUUGACUGCUUACCCGAAAGUGUUUUUUUUUUAGCUCAGGAAGAAACGUAUUUGAGCAAAUUUGCUGUCUGUUUAAUCAUCUAUGAGCGAUAUUAUGGCGCGAAACAGCAAAGACUCUCUUCUACCUCCAGCCUCCUUACAGCUGCUUGUCCCUCCUGUAAGACUCAUGUCAGCCUUUAUGUGGAAAGUGGUGCUGCAGGAUGAUGGGGUGAAACAGUAUAACCAUCUGCUGGACCUCAUCAGUUUGACAACAGAGAUUGUCCCGGAGGUCCUCGGUCCCAGCCAGAAGGCUCAGCUCAUCCUGGGCCUGAGAGCUAAGUGUGCUAUAUAAAUAAAGCUGCCUCGCCUUGCCUAUACGCUGCCCCAGCUGGUUCUGGAGCUGUGUCGUGGUGAUGGUGUUGCAAACCUGAAGACCAUUCAAGACCACCUGGAUAAAAUCCAUGUCUGCUGUGUUGAACUAAGCAACAGUGGUCAAAUGGAUAGUUCUGAUAUUCUGAAGACAUCUUAUAGCAACUUUGCCAACCUGGUGCAGAGCAUUUUAAAUGUCCCCUCGGAAAAGGAGUUCUUCUUCAAACAAGUUUUUCCUGAGAACUACGGUUCUGCCUUUAACCAAAGGAUCCAGCAGCUUGUAUCGCUGUUUCUAUCCAGAAUGGAGGAGCUGCUGCCCAUACCAAACCUGCAGCAGACAGCUCUUUGGCUCUCCGAAUCAUUUGGUUCUGAAGAGUUUGCACAUUACCUGACGGAACCAUUUCCCCUUAAGACUCUGCUGCUUCAUCACAGAGCGUUGGGGACUCUCAGUUCAGCUUGUUCAAGUAAUGAAGAGGACGUCAUUCUUUCCACGCUGGCCAUCUCGAAUCAAACUGAACACCUUAUUCAGGUCGAUGCUAAUAAAUAUGACAGCGAGGUCGAGAUCCUUGCGCUGGAAGAUUUGGAAGAAGACUUAAGCUAUGGCACGGAUAACUCAGAUGAUUGGAUGCAAAAAAACAAAUCAGAUUCCCUGUCUCCCUUAGAUCAGGUGAGCAAGAGUCCAAGCAAACGGCGUGAACAGAAGACUGUUCAAGAGCACAAGUGUGAGCGUCACAAGACGGCUCCUAGUCGGAAAAAUAAAUCUGUGAAAAAAAUAAUAACCAAGACUUUGCGAAAAAGCCCAGCCUCGAACACUAAAGAUAAGAAUCGAGAUGUUGAAACAAAGAGUCGGAGGAGAGGCAAACAGAAGGAAAGUGUUGUAAAAAAGAAUGACCAGGAGAGGAAGGACAGCUCGAAAAAGAAAAAUCAAAAAAAGCCAACAGGGGAGGAUAAAAGGUUUCUGAGCACACGACCUGUGAUCAAAAACUUCACAGAGGAGGACAUUAAAUGUGCCACCUGUGAAAAGGUCUUUGAACACCCUAAUCAGCUGAGGAACCACACGAAGCUGCACAGCUUCCAAUUUAUUUGCAUCCAGUGUGAGAAGGGGUACCAGAGCCAGUCAAGGCUUUAUCAUCAUCAGAGGCUUCACAAUAAAAGCCGGAAAGUGACGUGUAAACAAUGCAACAAAGGAUUCUCGUGCAGCAAAUCUCUCGAGCAGCAUGAAUGUCUGCAAGAUGGUCCCACCAACAUCUGCAGCAUCUGUGAUAAAAACUUUAGCAAAAGCGGCUUUCUAAGACACAUGCAGAUGCACAGAGGGGAGAGGAAUUUCCUCUGCACCACCUGCGGAAAGACGUUUUUGUCCUCGGGGGAGCUGGUGCUGCACAAUCGGACCCACACAGGUGAGCUGCCGUACACCUGCGUGCACUGCGGGAAAGGUUUCUCCUGCAAAAGUCACCAAAUCGUCCACAUGCGUUCCCACACCGGAGAGCGCCCGUACCUUUGCUCCGAGUGCCCGAAACGUUUCCUCACCCUGAACUGUCUCAAGAGACACACACUCAGCCACAACGGCGUGAAACCCUUUAAGUGUGCGAAGUGUGAGAGAGAAUUCUCCCAGCAGGGGAAUUUGAAAAGACACAUGGUGGUUCAUAAAAAUGACACAUGAUGUGUCCAUCAUCAGGAAAACCUCAUCUGGUCACAGAUGUUGACUUUUAUUUUAGUAAAAAAAUUUUUUAAUGGAAAAAGUGUUUUCAAAAGUUUGGACAUGUUCUCUAUGUAAAGUGGAUUUACUGGUUGUUCUAGUUUUGUCUUGUCAGUAGAAUAAAUUCUCUAUUUUCUUCUUA